Messenger RNA from Athalia rosae (coleseed sawfly), 1290 nucleotides. RefSeq names its product protein obstructor-E (gene Cpap3-d). Gene Ontology annotation, molecular function: chitin binding. The transcript is spliced from 5 exons. The coding region runs from base 16 to 831 and encodes 271 amino acids. Gene Ontology annotation, cellular component: extracellular region. Lineage: Eukaryota; Metazoa; Arthropoda; Insecta; Hymenoptera; Athaliidae. The record is from RefSeq and is a predicted model, not a curated record.
GUAGCCUGGCUGGAUAUGAACGAACGAACGAACGAACGAACGGACGGACGGAGUGAAGGGGCCCCGCGGGGCCCGAGGCCAAGACAAGUUGCCAAUGAGCGGGAAUCUAAGUUCAGUAGUCAGUUGGUACUGAGACCAGACAUGAGCUGUCGUAUAGGAGUGACCUUAUUGGCCCUAACGGGUCUCAUCGCUACCGUUUCGGGAGCUGCCCUGCUGGGUGCCCCAGGUUGCCCGGAGCAACACGGAGUCCAGGCGUACGCCCACCCCGAGGAUUGCGCCGCGUUCUUCCUCUGCGUAAACGGUACGUUGUCUCUGGAGCAUUGCGAGAACGGGCUUCUUUUCGAUGGUCACGGAGCGGUGCACAACCACUGCAACUACAACUGGGCCGUACAAUGCGGAGAGCGUAAAGCCGAUCUGACUCCGAUCAGCACCCCUGGAUGCGAGUACCAAUUCGGAAUCUACCCGGACAGCGACUCCUGCAGUACAACUUACGUGAAAUGUGUCUAUGGUGCUCCGCAAUCCGAACAUUGCGACGCUGGAUUAGCGUACGACCCCAAAAGUCACUCUUGCGUUUGGCCCGAUCAACUUCUACCCUACUGCAACCCAGAAGCUAUCGUCGGCUUCAAAUGCCCACAGAAAAUACCGGCUCACACCGCUGCGGCAAGAUUCUGGCCAUUCCCGAGAUUCCCCGUACCCGGAGACUGCGGUCGUUUGAUAACUUGCGUCGAAGGCAGCCCUCGUCUGAUUACAUGCGGGGAUGGAAAACUCUUCGACGCUCAUAGCCUGUCUUGUCUGGAUCCCGAAGAAGGUCCUCAGUGUGCGAACCACUAGAAGUUACCUGGAAUUGAUCGUUGUCGAUGUUCGAAAUAAUUAUCCCGCGAACAUCUCACGUAAUUGUUCAACUCCCGAAACCCGGAGAAGUUUGGAAAUAUUUUUUUGAAAACGUUAAAAACCAUCGGUUGCACGGAAUUGUAUAACAUACAGUCGAACGCAGCUGUUCCAAUGGAUGACCUCCGUCUUACGUCAUCUCAUCUGACAUUUAAUUGCAGACCGGUAUCCGUGUUGAAAAAAUAUAGAUACAUUUAUAUUUAUCAAACGCCGUGCCCGAACAGGCGGGACGAUUAUACAAUAACAUUAAAAGUUGAAACGUCGACUCGACUCGUCAAGUUAUUCGCAAUAUUUGGAGCUGAAGGCGAAAGUUAGCGGGGCGACAAUACGAGCGAUAACAUUGCAACGUUCCCAAAAUUCAUUGGCUGUACGAAAACUAAUAAAAUUUAAACUACACAUCAA